Messenger RNA from Penicillium pulvis, 618 nucleotides. RefSeq lists its product as uncharacterized. Lineage: Eukaryota; Fungi; Ascomycota; Eurotiomycetes; Eurotiales; Aspergillaceae. The record is from RefSeq and is a predicted model, not a curated record. Bases 1 to 618 code for a protein of 205 amino acids. The transcript has a single exon.
AUGAAUUCGGGCCAGUCUCGCGCAUUAGCGCUCGAUUUCAAAUGGGGAAACUUCCACACCCUCAUCACCGAGUUUGAUACAACAAACCCCGACCCACUGCCACUCUACGAUGUGUCCUGCGGGAUGCUAGCACCCCACCUGAAGAUCAAAUCGAUACAAGACGAUCGACAGAUUGGAACUGGCACCAUCCAUGCCAUCAGCAUCAGUCCUGACUAUUCGAUCCAUGGAUCCAAAGGUACCCUUCGAGCUAAGAGUCGCCUGCGGACAAUAUACACCCACAUGUCCCACACCUUCUCGGACACAGACAAGCCGGCCAAGAUGACAUGGACAAGCCGAAGUGGUUUCACAAAGUGGGACUUUAUCUGCUGCGACGAGAACCAAAUACCUGUGGCGAAAUUCACUGCCAAUGUAUGGGCACUCAAGAAAGUUGCCAAGAUCGAGCUUAUGGGCCCGAAGGCGUUUGAUUCUGCGGCUCUGGAUGAGAUCGUGACCGUCGGAAUGACGCUGAACUACUGCAUGUAUCUUCGUAUUAACAAUCCUUUGAACCUUGUUGGCUCUGCUUUCAUGCGGACAGGAAAGGAAGCGCAAAUUGAGGCACCACGGCUGCAACCUGUAUAG